AUGACAGACUCUACGGAAACGGAACGUUCAGGUCCCUACGGACGAGCUUGUCUCAAUUGUGCCAAGGCAAAAACUAAAUGUAACUUUGGUAGUGACCAAAGAAUUUGUGAGAGAUGUGGUAGGCUUAAAAAGGGAUGCGUUACUGCUCCGGUGAAACGGAGACAAAAACCACGCGUGACUGCAGAACGUCUUGAGCAAAGACUAGACGGGCUUGUAUCUUUACUGCGGACUAUCUCACCAAAUAAUCCAGCUGUCGAGAAUGCUCUCAACAGUUUCACAGUUCGAACUUCUGAUAAGCAUGCAUCAGACUUACAUUCUACUGCCGUGAAUACUUCGGCGAGAGAUGCCGAUGAAGUUGCACCUAUUGAUUCAGGUGCGGCUCAUCUUCCUCCCACACCGGCAUCGAGCGCAAGCCCAACAUAUCCAUACACUCUACCAGAGGGCGCGGAACCAACAAUAAAAGAAGCAGAAAUAUACUUUCAUUCGUUUUGCACUAGAAACCUUCCCCAUUUCCCAUUCAUACAGUUUCAAGAUGGCAUGACUGCUUGCCAGUUGCGACAAGAGCGCCCCUUCUUUUGGUUAUGUAUCAUGACAAUGUCAUCAACGGUCAUUCAACGACAAAUUACACUUGGCAAAGUAAUACGAGAAAUCGCAGCUCGGGAACUUGUUGUGGAGGGAAAGAGGAAUUUAGAUCUGUUACUGGGUUUGGUUUGUUUUGUUGGAUGGGGCCAGUACCAAAUACGAACCGCGCCAUUCAUGACUCUAUUUUCCAAUCUUAUCGUUACACUUGUGAUUGAUUUACAACUUCAUCAACCUACUAGUGACGAGUCUCAUAUUCUGGGGCUGGAACAUGAAUUUCGUCAUCAUGAAAUGAUGGAGAUACCAAUGACUCGAAAUAUGGAGCAUCGUCGUCUAGUUAUAGCCUGCUACUACCUAACCUCAACUCUUUCAACCUUCCACAAGAAAUUAGAAGGCGUAGUCUGGUGUCCUUAUCUUGACAAAUGUUUAUCAAAACUAGAGGAAAGAAAAGACCCAUCUGAUGAGCUUCUAAUCAACCAGGUACGACUUCAACACGUUGUGCGUAAGACGGCAGAAUCAUAUAUAAAUCUCAUCCGCGAUGGAACGCCAGACCAACCUGGGAGUUCUACUCUUAUCAUGCUCUAUAUUCAGACUCUCAAAUCCCAACUAGCGGAGGUCAAAAAAAAGAUACCCUCGCACUUGAACGAAAACAGAGCUUUGAACCUUCAAAUGUACGGCGCGGAAGUCAUGAUUCACGAAUUUGCUAUCUAUCUCCCUAACUCCACUGAAGCUUCAUCUAUCGAUUCCUCACUUUCUCGAAUAGAAUCACUUCAUUGCUGUCUCAACUCCAUAAAAGCUUGGUUUGACAUCCUCCUCAACUCACCAGCCUCACAUUUUAUAGGUUUACCACUUCCAGUAUGGAAACAAUUUGGAGGAGUUUUCUUUCCUUUAUAUCGUUUGACGGUGCUCAAAGAUCCAGCAUGGGAUACCGAUAUGGUCAGGAGGGUUUGUGCGCCUGGAAGAAUCUUGGAUGUGCUAGGACAAAGUCUGAAAGAAUCAGAAGCCGAGGCCGCCUGGGAAAGAACCAGUAGUGAUUCCGAAAAUAUAUUCACGUGUUCAGAAAAGGUUAUGAAGAUGUUUAAAGCAUGGGUGGAUCGUAAGCCGGGAUUCAAUGCGCCCAUUACCAUUGCUUCCAACUCUAUCGAUGACUUUCAAGAAAAGCAACAACAGCCAAUGUCAGAGACAGACCAAAUGGCUUCUAUGUCAGCUUUUAUGCCAAUGGAAAUGGAAGACACUUGGUCGCAGGAUUACAUGGGACUCUGGGAUAUGUAUCCCAACUCUUUUUGA
Molecule: messenger RNA, 1866 nt
Organism: Botrytis byssoidea
Lineage: Eukaryota; Fungi; Ascomycota; Leotiomycetes; Helotiales; Sclerotiniaceae
Exons: 5
Coding region: 1-1866 (621 amino acids)
Biological process (GO): regulation of DNA-templated transcription
Cellular component (GO): nucleus
Molecular function (GO): transcription cis-regulatory region binding; DNA-binding transcription factor activity, RNA polymerase II-specific; zinc ion binding
Source: RefSeq, a predicted model, not a curated record